Molecule: messenger RNA, 2836 nt
Organism: Vitis vinifera (wine grape)
Lineage: Eukaryota; Viridiplantae; Streptophyta; Magnoliopsida; Vitales; Vitaceae
Product: probable L-type lectin-domain containing receptor kinase S.7
Exons: 1
Coding region: 534-2573 (679 amino acids)
Biological process (GO): protein phosphorylation
Cellular component (GO): plasma membrane
Molecular function (GO): protein kinase activity; ATP binding; carbohydrate binding
Source: RefSeq, a predicted model, not a curated record
CUUUGCUUUUAUAUCAUAACGGCUCUAUGACCAAAUGUUGGACUUUAGGGACCCAUGAACACAUGGGCUGCCUCUUGUCAUUAUUGAAAUGAACCCAUUUUCCAAAGGCUGUCAUGCUGAUACAUUUUCUGUGUCCCCAGUCAAAAGAUUCCCACUUGGAAUUUGAAUUCCUACGCUCUGUUCCAGUACGGCUCCACCCUACCUGUUUCUUUUUUCCAAAAUAAUCUCCACCGUCCAGUGGUUGGACUAAGUCGCGUGGCAUUGAUGGAGACGCCUGUCAUCAUCAGUCUCGGGGUCUCUUGUUGUUCUAGUGUGUCCUCUAUUCUUCAUAACCGUUGUAUAUAUAAAUAUACCCCACGCGCCCAAUUUCUAACCGUUUAAACCCCAUUUUCCCACUACAGCUCCCUUCUCCCUUUCGUUCUGAAAACGACACCGUUUUGACAAGUCGCCGUCUUCCUCCUCCGACCUCUUGUUCUUUUCUUGCAAAACUCUGAUUUUCCACUCAACUGUAAGUCUGUAACCACAUUGUCUCCAUGAAAAUGGAUUCAAGAAAGCUUCUUGUUUUCUUGCUUUUCACGUUCUUCAAUUUCUCCGACCCACCUCUAGUGGUAUCAGCCCAGAAUGUGGAUUUUGAUUUCUCCUCGUUCACUCUCCGAAACUUCACUCUCCUCGGGGACUCCUACCUCCGAAACGGCGUAAUUGGCCUCACCCGAAACCUCGGGGUCCCCUCCUCCAGCUCCGGAACCGUUAUCUGCAACGCCCCGAUCGCAUUUUUCGAUUCUGAAUCGAAUACCACUGCCUCUUUCUCCACAAGAUUCUCCUUCUCUAUCACCAAUGUCAAUCCGAGCUCCUACGGCGACGGAUUGGCCUUUUUUCUUUCGCCUGAAAAUGAGACUCUGGGCAGCCCUGGAGGCUAUCUGGGUCUUGUGAAUUCCUCCCAAUUAACCAAGAACAGGUUUGUUGCAGUGGAAUUCGAUACCCGGCUCGAUCCGCAUUUCAAUGAUCCCAAUGACAACCAUGUGGGGUUGGAUAUUGACAGCUUGAAUUCAAUGAAGACUGCCGAUCCAGUCUUGGAUGAGAAUAUUGACCUGAAAAGUGGAAAGUCGAUCACGGCUUGGAUUGAGUACAAGAAUGAUCAGAUGAAGCUCAAGGUGUUCUUGAGUUCUUCGAGGUCUAAGCCUGAAAGGCCAGUCCUGAUUGUGGAUAUUGACCUUUCUGAGUAUCUGAAGGAGUUGAAGUAUGUGGGGUUUUCAGCCUCUACAGAGGGGAGCACCGAGCUGCAUCUGAUUGAGAAUUGGAGCUUCAAGACUUUCGGGUUGGUCCCUGCACCGCCACGGCUGCAUUUUCCGCCUCACAACGUCUCAGAUAAUACAGUGAUGAUACCCCCACCAAGUGCGGUAUCUGAUUCAGGGAAUAAAGGCCAUAAGAGGCUUGGUUUGGGGUUCGGGAUUGCUGGGCCAGUGUUCUUUUGCAUAGUUCUUUCGGUAUUUGGUUAUGUUUCCAUGAAGAAAUGGAGGGGGAUGAGAUGGGAGAAGAGCUUCAAAGCAGAUAUUCUUGCUGGGCCAAGAGAGUUUAGUUACAAAGAGCUGAAGGGGGCGACAAAAGGAUUUCAUUCUAGCAGGAUCAUUGGCAAUGGUGCAUUCGGUACUGUUUACAAGGCAUUUUUUAUCACAACAGGGACCAUUUCUGCAGUGAAAAGAUCAAAGCAUUCUCAUGAAGGUAAAAGCGAGUUCCUUGCUGAGUUAUCAAUUAUAGCUUGUUUAAGGCAUAAGAAUUUAGUUCAGCUUCAAGGUUGGUGUGUUGAGAAGGGUGAUCUAUUGCUUGUUUAUGAAUUUAUGCCUAAUGGCAGCCUUGAUAAGAUGCUGUAUCAAGAGUCCGAGGAAGGAACCUUACUGAAAUGGUCUCAUAGAUACAACAUUAUUGUUGGGAUGGCAUCUGUUCUCACAUACCUGCAUCAGGAAUGUGAGCAGCAAGUCAUCCACAGAGACAUAAAAACCAGUAACAUAAUGCUUGAUGGAAACUUCAAUGCUAGGCUUGGAGAUUUCGGGUUGGCAAGGCUCAUGGAUCAUGAUAAAAGUCCAGUUUCAACUCUGACUGCUGGAACUAUGGGAUACCUUGCCCCGGAGUAUCUGCAGUAUGGGAAAGCUACUGAGAAAACAGAUGUUUUCAGCUAUGGUGUGGUUAUACUUGAAGUGGCUUGUGGAAGGAGGCCAAUUGAGAAAGACACAGAUAGUCAGAAAAUGAUGAAUUUGGUUGAUUGGGUUUGGGGAUUGUAUUCUCAAGGCAACAUCCUUGAAGCUGCUGACAAACGGUUGAAUAGGGAGUUCAAGGAGGAAGAAAUGAGAAAGCUUUUACUUGUGGGCUUGAGCUGUGCAAACCCAGAUUGUAAUGUGAGGCCUUCUAUGAGGAGAGUCCUUCAGAUCCUUAAUGAUGAGGCAGAGCCUUUACUUGUCCCCAGGAUGAAACCAAGUCUCACUUUCUCAUUAAGCUUGCCUCUCAGUAUCGAUGACAUUGUUUCAGAUGGUGAAGAUCAUCGUAAGUCACUUGACUCCAUGUGUGAGAUCAAGAUCUAGUGAAGUCAAAUUCAACUUCUCACGUUAUCCUAGUUUGAUGCUUUAGAUUCUUUCAUUUUUUUUUAUCACACUUCUAUAUUUGUCUUGUUACUCAACCAGAUUUAACUGGGCCGAGUUCAAAGCUUCUCUAUUGAACUAUGUGAUCUUCUGCUGUACCCUAGACAUAAGAAGCUUCCUUGAACGUAUAAAAAUGUAGGUCCAUGCCAUAACUGACAUGUAUGUAAUUCUUUUCCACUAUUUUAAUGGUGUUACAUUUUUUCUUA